AAGACCAAGGCGUGACAAGUGUAAUGUUAGGUGAUAAAGACUAGUGUAAUGUUAGGUGAUAAAGACUAGUAUAAUGUUAGGUGAUAAAGACUAGUAUAAUGUUAGGUGAUAAAGACUAGUGUAAUGUUAGGCGAUAAAGACUAGUGUAAUGUUAGGUGAUAAAGACUAGUGUAAUGUUAGGUGAAUGAAAGACUAGUAUAAUGUUAGGUGAUAAAGACUAGUGUAAUGUUAGGUGAUAAAGACUAGUGUAAUGUUAGGUGAUAAAGACUAGUAUAAUGUUAGGUGAUAAAGACUAGUGUAAUGUUAGGUGAUAAAGACUAGUGUAAUGUUAGGUGAUAAAGACUAGUGUAAUGUUAGGUGAUAAAGACUAGUAUAAUGUUAGGUGAUAAAGACUAGUAUAAUGUUAGGCGAUAAAGACUAGUAUAAUGUUAGGCGAUAAAGACUAGUAUAAUGUUAGGUGAUAAAGACUAGUAUAAUGUUAGGCGAUAAAGACUAGUAUAAUGUUAGGUGAUAAAGACUAGUAUAAUGUUAGGUGAAUGAAAGACUAGCUUUAGAGGAGAAAUGUUAGCUGGCUGUUAACGACUGAUAGGAGGCUGACUGACUGUGUUCAAAUAUUGUUGGUAAAUAAUGAAUUGGCCUACCGUCGUAUCUGAGCACUCAUGAUUAAUGAAUUGUAAUGCAAUAAAAAAGCAGCACGGACCACAGAUUAGUAUGUGAGGAACUGUGUGUGUGUUUGGGCUCCUGUGUGUGUGUGUGUGUGUGUUCAAACGCAGCCCCUUGUUUUGAUGAGAGAAACGGGGCUAUGGCGACAGAGUGAGGAGGAGGAGAGUACGAGAGGCGGAGCUUCGAUCCCUCCUCCAUUCAUUCUAUGUAAAUGCACUGCCGCCUGCUCGCGUUCGAUUGGUUGGCUCCCCGAACAGCUUUUCAGACAAACGAGAGAGCACAGGGAGGGAGAGAGACAUAGGAUAGGAGAGUGAUGCAGAGUGUGUUCUUAAAGGUCCUGUUCUAAUUAAGCCGGCAGGCUGCAGUGAGACGGACGAUCAGUCUGCGCGCCCCUUUCUCUCCCUCUUACCCCUGAGGUCCCAUUGUCAUCAUUAAUGUGUAUCCCAAACUGUCCAUGAAUUAUGGAGUAGUGAAGUCUCCAUAGAAAUAGUGCCUGUGGGGAACAGAUAGAUGGACGGAAGGACAGACAGAGAAAGAGAAGAGGGGGAUGAAGAACACAGCUGUAAGCCGCCACUGUGCUUCUUCUGCAGAGCGCAGGCUCAGUGAAUGUGAGAGAGGGAGCGGUGUGCCCUUCGCUGAACGGAUGAAUGGGAGAGGAGCAGAGGGAGGCUGAGCUUGGAGACAACACGUGCUUCACAGAGAGAGAGAGAGGAAGAAAGGCAGGGAGGACGAGAGAAGCUCGCCUACCGCUAUCACACUAGUUACGUCUGAGCUGCACCGACUUCCACCGGCAACAAACCAACACGGGGACAUGAAGAGGACGGGUCUGAUCUGAGCCCCAUAUAGAGGAGGAGCUGUAUGAAGUUCCUGUCUGGUCCCUGUCUGGUCCCCGGGCUGUUGAGUUCCUGUCUUUGUACCGACUGGCAGACAGACAGUGCCGUGCCGUGCUGGUCAUGCGUGUGGAAUGUAGCGCCGUGCCGUGCUGGUCAUGCGUGUGGAAUGUAACGUGGCCCCAUUGAGAAGAACAGAAAAAAAACAACUGCUGCUGAACCUUUCAUUUUCAGGAGGAAGUUACACUACAGUGUGAAUCAGGGAGGGACACUUUCUAAGUGGUACUAGAAGUCAAAGGAAAGACUGUUUAGGGUUUUGCACCAACCGGCAGAAACUUCAAGACUGCCGAGGCUUGAGGCAAACAGACGGUCUGAAAGAAAGGAGAGGUAUUUCUUCUGGAUGAUGACACUGCUCUGAAUGAAUCCUGCUGGACCAGAGGAGAGGGGGACGGGAGUAUGAGCUAACUCACCCUCACUAAUCCACCCCUAAAAGGUGCCUGUUCAUGUCCCCCGGUUCCUGGCACACCUUCUCUAUCUGUACCACAACCCCAGAGGAAGUAACCCUGUACUCCUAAAGAAGGGUGAAGCUUCCUGGAUAUAGACUCCACUGUGCGACUCUACAGCAGAAGCAACAUGGAUGACUCCAGUAUUCUCAGACGUAGGGGUCUGCAGAAGGAGCUCAGUCUUCCAAGGAGGGCCAGUUUCUGUCGGACCAGUAACAGGAAGAGCCUGAUUGUGACGUCCAGUACCUCUCCUACACUACCCAGACCACACUCACCACUACAUGGACACCCAGGGAGCAGCCCCCUGGACAGCCCCAGAAACUUCUCACCCAGCACGGCAGCACACUUCUCCUUCGUUCCAGCUCGCAGUCACGGGCACAGGGCUGACAGGACGGAUGGCAGACGCUGGUCUCUGGCCUCACUUCCCUCCUCUGGAUAUGGCACUAACACACCCAGCUCCACCGUCUCAUCAUCCUGUUCAUCCCAGGAGAAGCUGCACCAGCUGCCCUUCCAGCCCACGGCGGACGAGCUGCACUUCCUCACCAAGCACUUCAGCUCCGAGAGCAUCACAGACGAGGAUGAACGACACUCGCCCAUGCGCCCCCGCUCACGCAGCCUCAGCCCUGGUCGCUCACCCAUCUCUUUUGACCAUGAGGUCGUCAUGAUGAACCAUGUGUACAAGGAGCGCUUUCCCAAGGCCACGGCUCAAAUGGAGGACCGUCUGGCUGACUUCCUGUCGUCCUCGGCCCCUGACAAGGUGAUGCCCCUGGCCGACGGGGUCCUCAGCUUCAUCCACCACCAGGUCAUAGAGCUGUCCAGAGACUGCCUGGUUAAAAGCCGAGAGGGCUGCAUCACGUCACGCUACUUUUACGAACUGCAGGAGAACCUGGAGAAACUACUGCAAGAUGCUCACGAGCGCUCGGAGAGUGUGGAGGUUACCUUCGUCACCCAGCUGGUGAGGAAGCUGAUGAUGGUCAUCGCUCGUCCUGCACGCCUGUUAGAAUGUCUGGAGUUUGACCCAGAGGAGUUCUACCAUCUUUUGGAGGCAGCAGAGGGCCAUGCCAAGGAGGGCCAGGGCAUCAAGUCAGACAUCCCCCGCUACAUCAUCAGCCAGCUGGGUCUCACCAGAGAUCCUCUGGAGGAGAUGGCCCAGCUGAGCAGCUACGACAGUGGGAACCCAGACACACCAGAGACAGACGACGCUGUGGAUAGUCGAGGGGCCACCGUGCCUGUUGUAGCUCCCCCUAAAACCAAAGCCCCACGGGAGGAGGACUUUGAGAACAUCAAGCUCAUCAGCAACGGGGCCUAUGGUGCUGUGUUUCUGGUGCGCCACAAGGAGACCCGUCAGCGUUUUGCCAUGAAGAAGAUCAACAAGCAGAACCUCAUCCUGAGGAACCAGAUCCAACAGGCCUUCGUAGAGAGAGACAUCCUGACCUUCGCUGAGAACCCCUUUGUGGUCUCAAUGUUCUGCUCCUUCGAGACACGCAGACACCUCUGUAUGGUCAUGGAGUAUGUGGAGGGUGGUGACUGUGCCACCCUGCUGAAGAACAUCGGGGCGCUGCCCGUGGACAUGGCACGCAUGUACUUUGCUGAGACUGUACUGGCACUGGAGUACCUCCACAACUAUGGCAUCGUACACAGGGACCUGAAACCUGACAAUCUUCUGAUCACGUCGAUGGGCCACAUCAAGCUGACAGACUUUGGGCUGUCUAAGAUCGGUCUGAUGAGCCUCACCACCAACCUGUAUGAAGGACACAUAGAGAAAGAUACCAGGGAGUUCCUGGAUAAACAGGUGUGUGGUACACCAGAGUACAUCGCCCCAGAGGUGAUCCUCAGACAGGGCUAUGGGAAGCCAGUAGACUGGUGGGCCAUGGGGGUCAUCCUCUACGAAUUCCUGGUGGGCUGUGCCCCUUUCUUUGGAGACACACCUGAGGAGCUCUUUGGACAGGUCAUCAGUGAUGAGAUCAUAUGGCCAGAGGAGGAGGAGGCUCUUCCUAACGAUGCCCAGGACCUCAUCUCUAAACUCCUCAGACAGAACCCUCUGGAGAGGCUGGGCACAGGCAGUGCAUUUGAGGUGAAGCAGCAUCGGUUCUUCUAUAAUCUGGACUGGAACACGCUGCUGAGACAGAAGGCAGAGUUCAUCCCUCAGCUAGAGUCAGAGGACGACACCAGCUACUUUGACACCCGUUCAGACAGGUACCACCACUUGGACUCUGAAGAUGAAGACGACACCAUCGAUGACGAACACGUAGAGAUACGUCAGUUUUCCUCCUGCUCGCCCCGCUUCAGCAAGGUGUACAGCAGUAUGGAGCGUCUAUCCCUCCAUGAGGAGAAGAGGACCCCCCCGCCCACCAAGCGUAGCCUCAGUGAGGAGGGAGGAGAACGCAUUGACAGCCUCAGUAGUCUCAAGUCCAGAGACCGCAACUGGCUGGUGGGGUCACCUGAGAUCCUGCGUAAGCGUCUGUCUGUCUCAGAGUCGUCCCACACCGAGAGCGACUCCAGCCCUCCCCUGACGGUGCGAAGACGCUGCUGCUCCGCCAUCAUCGAGAUGCCGCGCUUCGCCAUCUCCUCAGAGGAGGAAGCAGGGGUGGCCCCCAGCUAUAGGAGCCCCAGCCUGCUCAGCCAGACCCCCGGUGGAGUCAGGGGCCCCCGCAGCGAGGACUUGCCCCUCUCCAUCCCUGAGCUUCCCGUGGAGAGAGAGCUGAAACUGGACGAGUCCCCCACAACACCAGACUCUACAGCCAGCCAGCUCAGCAAAGCCACACUCACACCGGGCAGUUCAGGAGAUGUGUGGGAGCGUGGUUCAGGGGCAGACAGCUCUCCCUCUACCCCUAAGGCCAUCAGUGACCUGGCAGCUAGGAGGGCCCGUCACAGACUGUUGUCUGGAGACUCAGACAGACACGCCCAGUCCAGACCACUCAACAAGGUCAUCAAGUCAGCCUCCGCUACCACUCUCUCACUCAUGAUUCCUGCUGACCACCACGGGGCCUCCCCAUUGGCCAGCCCCAUGUCACCCCACUCCUUCUCGUCCAAUCCCUCGUCCAGAGACUCCUCCCCCAGUAGAGACCUGUCCCCAGCCGUGGCCAACAUCAAACCCGCCAUCAUCAUCCACAAGGCGGGCAAGAAGUACGGCUUCACCCUGCGAGCCAUCAGGGUGUACAUGGGAGACACAGACAUCUACACAGUACAUCACAUGGUCUGGCAUGUAGAGGAGGGUGGUCCAGCCCAUGAUGCAGGGCUGAGAGAAGGAGACCUCAUCACUCAUGUGAAUGGAGAGGCUGUCCACGGCCUAGUGCACACUGAGGUGGUGGAACUCAUUCUCAAGAGCGGCGGUAAGGUGUCCAUCUCUGCCACGUCCUUUGAGAACACCUCCAUCAAGCUGGGCCCCGCCCGCAAGACCGGCUCCAAAUCUAAGAUGGCGCGUCGCAACAAGAAGACCAAGACCAAAGAUAGCAGCCAGGAAAGCAGCAGUAAGAAGAGGAACUCUCUGUUCAGGAAGAUCACUAAGCAGGCGUCUCUUCUCCACACCAGCCGUAGCCUUUCCUCUCUGACCCGCUCUCUGUCCUCUGGAGAGAGUGGACCUGGGUCCCCCACUCACAACCUGUCCCCUAGAUCACCUACACAGGGUUACCGGUCCACACCUGACUCUACACACUCUGUAGGGGGUAACUCGUCUCAGAGCAGCUCUCCCAGCUCCAGUGUUCCUAACUCCCCAGCAAGCUCCGGUCACAUCAGGCCCAGCUCCCUCCACGGCCUGGCCCCCAAGCUCCAGCGCCAGUAUCGCUCCCCUCGCCGCAAGUCAGCCGGCAACAUCCCUCUAUCCCCCCUGGCUCGCACCCCUUCCCCAACCCCACAGAGCACCUCCCCCCAGCGCUCUCCCUCCCCCCUGUCCAGCCACGGACUAGGCUCCACCUCAAUGGGUCAGAUCUUUCCCGUCAAGCUCCACUCUUCCCCCCCUCUGGUCAGGCAGAUCUCCAGGCCCAAGAGCGCUGAACACCCCCGCUCCCCACUGCUCAAGCGAGUCCAGUCUGCUGAGAAGCUAGCCUCCUCCCUCUCCUCCUCAUCGUCCUCCCCCUCUCCAUCAGGCGCCGGAGGCGACAAGAAGCUGCCUGUAACAGUGACAGGGCGUAAACACAGCCUGGACAUCUCCCACGCUGAGUUUAAGAAGGAGAUGCUUCAGAGAGACCCCAGUCUGCAGAGUCUCCAGGAAUCAGCUGGGGAGAGAGAGAGCCUACUGCUGGGGUUGGGGCCUGGGAUAGGGGGCCGUGGGGGGCCCGUGGAGAAGGGCAGCCUGCAAAAACCCUCCUCCAGCAGGAAGCUAGGACGUCAGGAGGGGGACGGAGGGUCGACUGCCGGGUCCCUGGGGCUGGCUCCCGGGAAGAGCAAACUGAAGGACAAGCUGUCAGCCAUCAGACAGGACCGGGCUGAGAGGAGGGAGUCACUACAGAAGCAGGAUGCUAUCCACGAGGUGGACUCAUCAGAGGACGAGACAGACGAGGGUUCAGAGGACAGUCAGGACGGGAGGGGCAGGAACACCUGCACCUUUACCCCCCCACUGCUCCGCCCCACCUCCGUCAUGCCCAUCGCCCCCCGUACAGGACCCGGGGGCACCCUCCCCUCCCUCUGUCUGUCCCCCUCCUCCACCCUGCUGCCAAGCAGAGCCACCAUACCCUCCACACUCCACGAACACAAGCCCACUCAGAGUGGUCCUUCGCUGGGAGGGAAAGACGGCGGCUCAGCCUCCUCGGAUGACUGUAGGCGGAGAGAUGGGAAGGCUCCAGACCCCAGCAGCAAGUUCACCCAGAGCCCCCUGUCCAGCACCUUCGCCACCCUCGGCAGUGCUUUCAUCUCCGUCAGCAAGGACACCUUCCUGAAGCCUGCUGCUUCAUCUCCCCAUCAGGACUGGAGGAGCCCCAAGUUGCUUGAGCCCAGGGGGAAGAGCAGUAGUUUAUGGAGCGAGGAGAGAGACUCUGGCCUGGAGGCCCCCAGAUCCAGCCCCACUGGGUCCAUAGACGGCAGAGACCUAGUCCCCACACCCAUCUCCUCCCCAGGCAUCACCAAGGAGAAGAAGGAGGCUGACAACCGGAGACAUGCUGCUGCUGCUGCCGCGGCGGCAGCCUACGCCACCCCCAGCCCCCCAGCCUCUCCAGCCUCAGUGUCAAGGUCAGAUAGUGGGGUGGACAAGGUGGUGUCACGUCUAGCCAAUGUAGCUCAUAGCGUCCUGGGGCCCGUCAAACUAACCAUCCCCGGGGCCAAGGAGGCCUUUGAGAGAGCCAAGGACCAGAAUCAGAGACACUCCGACCCCCCUCACCCCAAGGCCACACCUGACUCCCCCCUCGCCGCCACCACCACUCCCCUCUCCCCCUCCACCUUCAGACACCCUGCCCCUCAGCCACCACCCCGUCUGUCCUCCCAGUCUCCUCCCAGGCAGCCCUCCUCCAAAACUGAGCCAGCCCCCCCUCCCCCUCCACAGAGGAGGCUCUCCCCUCCUAAAGACUGUACCCUGGCCCAGGGCACCCAGGACACCAUGGAGAGGCCGGUGGUGGAGACUGCACCAAGGAAGGAGCCCACCACCACACCCAACCAGACACCUACUGCAGCCUCAGAGCAGCGCAAUAGGCCAGACCCCCUGGCCUCACAGAGACCCAGCCCAGUCUCCGCAGUCUCCACCCCGCAGGACAAAACCAGCAGCAAGAAGACGUAGCAGAUAAGACACCCAUGAGAAUAGAGACUGCUUGAUGGAGAUCUGAAUCUUUAUCCACAGACAACUGCAUGUUUGGAAGAAAACAACAUUCUUUUUGCAACUCACUAAUCAUUAUCUGAGAUCAUAGCCAUCUGAUGGAUGGAGGGAGGGAGAGAGAGGGAGGGAGAGAGAGGCCAUCUGAUGGAUGGAGGGAGGGAGAGAGAGGGAGAGCAUAGCCAUCUGAUGGAUGGAGGGAGGGAGAGCAUAGUCAUCUGAUGGAUGGAGGGUGGGAGAGAGGGAGGGAGGGAGAGAGAGAGAGGUAGAGAGAGAGGAGAGAGAGGGAGGGAGGGAGAGAGUGAGAGAGGGAGGGAGGGAGAGGAGAUAGAGAGAGGGAGAGAGAGAGGUGAUAGUUUGGGCCCUUACUAUGUGUUUCUGUAUUCCAGAGACAUCCAGAUUGGCUGUAGAUCUCUUGUUGUUCUUAUACUCCGUUUUUUCACGUUGAUUCAUGUUCCUGUGAAGUCGGUCUGCGUUUGUUUCUCUCUCUGCAAAGAAACAUGGGGGCUAGAAAUAAACAGUGUGAGUUCACUGAUCCACACGCACUGAGGAGAAAGGAUUAACAAAUACACACAAACAUCUCUAAUGGUAUUUUCUUAGUAUACUGCCUCGUUAGCUUUCACCUUGGAAGUUCCAGGCGUCUGACGUGUGACUAGUAUCAAGCCAAUAGAUCAGGUUGUGCCUUGUAAACAACACAGCCACCACUGCAACCCUCCUGCAUAUCUCCAGCCGUCCGUGGCUGAACAGGGUGUAACUCAGCAAUAAAAGUAGCAUAAGCUUAGCAAUCGGUAUAAAUACAUUACAGUCUGUUAAUGAAACCAUCUGCAUCGCCCACCUUUAACUCACUCAGCAGCCUCAGGCAAAUGGCAAUGUGCGUUAUUAUUCCCUCGUGGUCUAACGCUGCACUCUGUUUAACUGUUUAAUAGUGCAGACUAGCUAGAGAAUAUAACACUCUAUUCAUGUCGUGGCUGUCAGAAUGGCUAUUCAAGCAGUGUUUGUAGUUUAUCACAGAGCGUUCCAUGACAAUCUCUUUCCCUAUCCGCUCCAACGGCUAUUCGUGUGCUUGUCAGUGUAGCUAGCGUAUAGAAGCUAACCCUUCCAUGGCUCUACCUGGACCUGUCCGUGUAGCUAGCGUAUAGAAGCUAACCCUUCCAUGGCUCUACCUGGACCUGUCCGUGUAGCUAGCGUAUAGAAGCUAACCCUUCCAUGGCUCUACCUGGACCUGUCUGUGUAGCUAGCGUAUAGAAGCUAACCCUUCCAUGGCUCUACCUGGACCUGUCAGUGUAGCUAGCGUAUAGAAGCUAACCCUUCCAUGGCUCUACCUGGACCUGUCCGUGUAGCUAGCGUAUAGAAGCUAACCCUUCCAUGGCUCUACCUGGACCUGUCCGUGUAGCUAGCGUAUAGAAGCUAACCCUUCCAUGGCUCUACCUGGACCUGUCAGUGUAUCUACGGCAGUGUAUAGAGCUGUGUGAGGAUGUACGUGUUGUGGUAGCUAGGAUACUAGCCUAGCCGUUCACCUUGUAACUGCAUCAUAGCCUCACCAGAUCUAGAUCUCUAUGUCAGGGGACUUUCUAAUGAUAACAGAAUAGUGGGCGGUUCAUAGAACACCUUUACAUUGAGAUGGACUAUAGGUGAGAUGAGGAGGAAAGGAGGGACAGUGAUCUAGUCACAGACAACCUGGGGACACCUGAUCAAUCUGGUCUUAGCCUGGUUUGGUCAACUACACAGACAACCUGGGGACACCUGAUCAAUCUGGUCCUAGCCUGGUUUGAUCAACUACACAGACAACCUGGGGACACCUGAUCAAUCUGGUCCUAGCCUGGUUUGGUCAACUACACAGACAACCUGGGGACACCUGAUCAAUCUGGUCCUAGCCUGGUUUGGUCAACUACACAGACAAACAGUGUUGGGAUGACGAGAGUCAAGUAGUUAAGAUGAGGUAGAUCUAUUUAGAUAUUUGGGUUUGAGUACCGGGCAGCGGAUUGUUCCUGCUGCCCCUGAAACUCAAUUACCCAGACUCCUCAAACUCUGAGGCAGGAAGACUGCUCACACGUUUGUAUACAUGCUAGUUAGUAUAGGGCUGGGCAAUAUGUCGGAUUCAGUUGAUUAACUUGAAUGUAUGUCGCAGGAAUUGAGGUUUUAAUCUUUUUUGUUUUUAUGAGCGUUUGUCUUUUUGGUCUCGUAUCCUCUCCCCCCCCCCCCUUGCUGUGUGUACUGUGCACCUUCCCACUUGCACACAGACACCAAGCCCCUUCCCCUGUCACUCACAACCACAAAGACUAAAGAUCACAUCCUCUCUGACAAGCAGUUUCAACUCAUAUGGACACUGAAACACAUUGAGACAUUAAUUUACUGUAGUAGAGAAGUUAACCCUCUUUAUGUCUCAACUUCUCAAAUUACGCGUGGAGCAGACGCUACUAAAACCAGAGUAUAAUGAACAUUGCUUGAGAGAUUGCUUAUAUGAGACCUGUGUUAAUGUUCUAUAUUGCCUACUACAAGAAGUUGGUCAUUAUCAGUGAAUGUACAUUCUACAUGGUUCUGGUUACAUUUGGAACUAAAAGGGCAUUUUCAUAGACCGACUUGAAAGCCAGAAAAAAAAUCAGGUUAAACUAUUUUGAUUAAAAAAAGUAUAAAAUUAUGAAUGGGUCUUAUGGUUGUGGAAGGCUUUAGUAUAAUUUCACAAGUCCUGAAUUCAUUGGAUUAUAGCUGACUGUUUGAAAUGCAGUUUAUUUUACCUUUAAUUGUAUAAAAAAAAGCUUAGUUAGAGUAAAAAUUUAAAAAAAUCAAAUUGAGAUAUAUAUUGUGAAUGGCCAUAAGUUUGAAAAAGUCCAGAUCAGAUUUUUCGGGGAGAUGUGGCCAAGCUCUACGUAGUGUAGCAGUACAACAGUAGACACACUGGCCUUCAUGUAUAUUCUGACAACCAGUGGUCUCACCGUUGCCUUUAUUUCUAGCCCCUGUUCGCUCUGUUUUUAUCAGACACUUAAGGUUUGUUCAACUUGCUGUGUUCUCUCUGUGUUUUGCCUCUUAUCCUGUAAAGCUAACAGACUUUACUUUGUAUAUGCGUUCAAGACUGUGUGUGUUGUCAAGUGGCUGUCAGAUGUGUGUGUGUGUAUAUAUAUAUAGCAGACCUUUAAAUAUUCAUACAUAUAUAUAUGAAUAUUUAAAGGUCUGCAGUGUCUUUUUUACUCUGCCGUGUUGGGACUUGAGUGUGUUUUAGUUAGUGUAGACGUCUCAUAGUUAGUUACCCCUAUUAGUGCUGUCUGUCCCUGACUGAUAUCUCAGUUGGCCUAUAGGGUCGGGGAUGGGUCAGCAGGGGGGCGGGGCUUUGCACAACCCUUUUAUCGCUGUAUGUCAAAUGAAAAGCCAACUAAAUAAAAGGAAGGGCAAUCAGAUCCCUGGCUUUUAGGUCAGUCACAACGAUGUUGACCAAUCAGAAGUCUGAACUGACCGAACACCACUAUGAUCCUCCAGUCCCACUGCUACAUGUGAGGUUUUGUGGGUGUGGGCGUUCAUACUUGUGUGUAUUCCUGUGUGUGUGUUCCUGCGUGUGUGUGUUCCUGCGUGUGUGUGUGUGUGGCCGUUCAUUUGUGUGUCUUAGUUUGCAAAGUAAGGGGAUGUUGCCGUGUUGUAGAACUGGCUACCUGCAGCAUACAUACAUCACUUUGUUUCUGUGUGAGAGUUCAAAACUCCCUCGGGGUGUCCUGCAAGGUUUUGUGGCUGUUGGAGAUGUCAAAAAGAGCAGCUCAUUGGGAUGACUGACUGAGGGUGAGACAGGACUGGUGUCUAUAGAUACUAAAGAGAUCUGUGUUGUCAAUACCUAACCCCAGACAGACAGACAGACCACCCCACUGACAGACUGUGGCUAGCGAUUUCUGUCAUGUGUUUCAAUGUUGUUCAAUCGUCCUCAAUGCUACUAGAAAUCAACCUCUGUAACAGGCAGUGAUACUUAUUCAUGUCAACAGCUUUCCACACUGUAAAGUUACCCUGGAUCAUAUCCGUGUGACUGGUUUGUUAUGGCCUUUACAUAUUAUUCAUGUAACCUAACCACUGACAAUGUUCAUGAGGAGGAACAUUGUGCAUAUAAUGUUUAGAGGUUCGGCCAUGGUCAAAAGUAGUGCACUAUAUAGGAAAUAAGGGGACGUUUCCUAAAUCACCUGCGGUGUGAAUAGUGGUAUCCUCUAGUGCAGAAGGAUAGAGGGUAGGUAAUGUGAGGUGUAGGCCCUAAGUCCUCCCAGAGAAAAGCUGUCAUUUGUCACUGGGACAGAUCGGCCAAGCUUAGCGUUGGGAUUUAACAACUCUGCUGUAGCCAAUCAAUCAACCCCAGACUGAGAGAGCAUCUCCUCAUUGGCUGAAUAUGUCAGGUGACUCAAAUUGUCAUCCUCCAUUUGUUUCUGUGUGUUGAGGGUUAUUUUAUAUCAGCCAGAGUCAUGAUUUGAAAGACAAGUCUCUGUGGCGUUCCCCAUUUGAUAGUAAAUUAAUGUUGUUCACUUGGCCCCUGCACAUCGAAUGACUAUAGUCCCAAAACUGAUCUGAAGUUCUGAUUUGAUAUGGGUCAUCCCUAUAAGAAUAGUUUCUACAGUGUGUAUUGUGUUGUAUGUCAUCUCAUCUGGACUAUACUGGUGGCCCUGUUGUUAUUGCUGCUUGGACAGCUGCUACUCUCUCUGACCCAAUCCGAGUGCCAUCCUCCACAGCCCGGCGCCAGCCUGACCAUCCCUGACAUUCACUGUUGUAUCACACAAACAUCGUCAGUAAUGAUGCUGAUCCAGCCAUCUGUCAGAGAGUGAAGUCAAGUGUUAGUUUCCCUGGUGGAGUAAUUCAUCUCUAGCCCUGGGCUGUUGGCUGCUCCCAACACACACCCACACACACCACACACAAAGCAAUUUCAGCCAAACAAAACACUACCUACCCCCUAGUCUGGACCCAUCACCUCCAAUGUUCAGUUAGGCCCACCAGAGCCUGAAGCCACGGUAGCUCCCCACUGUAGGGCUGUCCCUCUCUCUCUCUCUCUCUCUCUCUCUCUCUGUUAACCCUGUGGGUAACCUCCACCCUGGACUUUAGCCUCACUACAUCUCUACAGACAGAUCCAUACAGUAUGUGUUUUUAUUGUAGCCACAGUAUGCGUUGUGUGUUAAAGCCCAUAGCGAUGGUAGGGCUGUCUGUGUGCAGAGACCAAUGCCACUGAACUGAGGGAAGAGGAGACUGUUGACUUCAUAUUAUGGACUUGACUCCCCAGUGUUUAGGCAGUAUUUUAAAGACUGUGUGAGAGAGAUCCUGUGUGUGUGUGUGUGUGUGUGUACAGUGUGUGUCUGAAGUGUGAAGGAGAGGAGAUCUGUCUGAAAAGGGUGAAGAGAGAUCCUGUGUGUGUGUCUGAAGUGUGAAGGAGAGGAGAUCUGUCUGAAAAGGGUGAAGAGAGAUUGCUACAGUAAAACCAGUGCAAUAUCUUUUAAUUUUUUAUUGUGGUUAAACGCAUGUUGUUGUUAAUCCUACAUUAUCAUAAUAAUAAAGGUUUUUUUAUGUAUA
Oncorhynchus kisutch (coho salmon) is the source of this 13253-nucleotide messenger RNA. RefSeq names its product microtubule associated serine/threonine kinase 2 (gene mast2). Lineage: Eukaryota; Metazoa; Chordata; Actinopteri; Salmoniformes; Salmonidae. The record is from RefSeq and is a predicted model, not a curated record. Gene Ontology annotation, biological process: cytoskeleton organization; intracellular signal transduction; peptidyl-serine phosphorylation. Gene Ontology annotation, cellular component: microtubule cytoskeleton. The transcript is spliced from 26 exons. Gene Ontology annotation, molecular function: ATP binding; magnesium ion binding; protein serine/threonine kinase activity. Bases 2127 to 7700 code for a protein of 1857 amino acids.